UAGAUUUUUUUCUCGUUGCUUAAAAGAUUAAGUGGACAUUUUAGAUAAGGUUCGAGCUUAAAUUAAUAAGAUGGAAGUUGAUGUAGCAGAUAUAAAAAGACAUAAUAGUUUCACAAGUCCGAAUAUAAGACGAGCACCAAUAUCAAAGAGGGUAGGAAGGGAACGUUGUCACAGUUACCAUGCACAAGAAUGUAAGAAACCAGAUUCUCGAUUACAACCAGCAAAAAUGUCGUUUAGAGUGGUUCGUAGUUCAAAAUUCCGCCACGUUUAUGGGCAAGCCCUGAAAAGGGAACAGUGUUAUGAUAACAUCAGAGUAUCCAAGAGUUCGUGGGACUCUACGUUUUGUGCAGUGAACCCCAAAUUUCUGGCUAUCAUCGUUGAAUCUGCUGGUGGAGGCGCCUUCAUAGUCUUACCUCACAAUAAGGUCGGGCGCAUCCCCGCCGAUCACCCGCUGGUGGGUGGACACAAGGGUCCCGUACUUGACAUCGCGUGGUGUCCCCACAACGACAAUGUCAUCGCUAGCGGCUCUGAAGACUGCGUUGUUAAAGUGUGGCAGAUCCCGGACGGUGGGCUUUCCCGUACACUGACAGAGCCAGUGGUGGAUCUAGUGUACCAUCAGCGACGCGUCGGCCUCGUGCUGUGGCAUCCGACAGCACAGAAUGUGUUACUCACAGCGGGUUCUGAUAACCAGAUAGCGAUAUGGAACGUGGGUACGGGGGAAGUGCUGAUAAGCCUGGACUGUCAUCCGGACCUCAUCUACUCCGCCUGCUGGAACUGGACUGGUUCCAAGCUCCUCACCACCUGCCGAGACAAGAAGAUUAGAAUAAUCGAUCCUCGCAAAGGUGAAGUCGAAUCGGAAGCGAUUGCACAUGAAGGCAGCAAGGCGUCCCGCGCUAUAUUCCUUAAACAUGGUCUCGUUUUCACUACUGGGUUCAGCCGCAUGUCGGAGCGCCAGUACUCGUUGCGCACGCCGGACGCGCUCAACGAGCCCAUCGUGACCGUGGAGAUCGACACCAGCAACGGAGUCAUGUUCCCGCUCUACGACCCCGACACCAACCUCAUCUACCUCUGCGGGAAAGGCGACUCCGUCAUUAGGUACUUCGAGGUGACUCCCGAGCCACCCUUCGUGCACUACAUCAACACUUUCCAGACGCCUGAUCCACAGAGAGGUAUUGGCAUGAUGCCGAAGCGAGGCUGCGACGUGGCUACGUGUGAGAUCGCAAAGUUCUACCGCCUUAACAACUCCGGCCUGUGUCAGGUGAUCUCGAUGACGGUUCCGCGAAAGUCGGAGCUGUUCCAGGAGGACCUGUACCCCGACACGCUGAGCGACGAGGCCAGCCUCACCGCGGACGAGUGGCUCGCGGGCGAGGACGCGGAGCCCUGCACUAUGUCACUUAAGGAGCGCGCGCUGCUUGUGCAGGGCGGGUACGUGGCCGGGCGCUCCACCACGCUCACCGUCACCAAGCGGAACGCGCUGGCCACGCCGCGCGACCGCGAGCGCGACAAGGAGCCCGAGCGCUCGCCCACGCCGGCCGCGCGCGACAGCCACGCCGCCACGCCCGCCUCCGCCACGCCGCCGCCCGCCUUCACCGCCAUGGUGGAGAAGCAGUUGUCCGACCUAGUCGAGGAGAUCCGCAAGCUGAAGUCCGUGAUCGUAAAGCAGGAAAACCGUAUCCGUGCGCUGGAGGCGACAGUGAAGGCGGGCCUGGCGCCCCCCGCACCUUCGCCGCCCGCCCCCUCCCCGCCCUCGCCCCCUAACAACCACGACGACGCCAUGGCGCCGGACGAGGUUUGAGUCCGCAUCGAACAAAUGAUUGCCAGCAGAAUGUGAAACGUGUGCGAUAUAGACCAAUUUUUUACAACUUCUGAUUUUUUUUUAAUUUUGAGUCGAAUUGUGUAUAGAUAAGAGUCGAUGUGAAUGUUUUUUUUAUUUAUUGGCUUUGUAUUUGUUAUUUUGAUUUUUGGAAUUGAGAAUAUUGUUUAUAGAAAAAAAAAUUUAAAUGAAGAAGUUCCAACCAUAAUAAUAUAAUAAUGUAAAUGUUGAUUUAAUUCAAAGAUGAAUAAGUGCGAUUGAUUAUAAAUUAAUAGAUUUGCUUUAAAAAAAUCUUACACAAUUCGCUGUCAUAUAUAGAAAACUACAUUUUAAACGUUUGGCCAAAAAAUAACUGUUUCGUUUUAAACUAAUUAAACAGACGAAACUUUUAUACGAAUAGAGAAGGGAUGACGGUUUUCUUUUCAAUGUAGGAACUAUACUAUUCACACUAUUAUAUUGGUAACAAGUGCAUGCCACAUGCAAAAAUAACACCAUGAUAAUUAUAUAACAAAUUUUAUAAAUAAUAUUAACUGCUUCCAACUAAAUCGUUGACUUUGCUAGUAAAAUAUUGAACUACUGUUGAUUAUGGCAUGUGGCAAUGCUACGCACAAUGAUAAUAAAUAUAUAUAAUAAGAAUAGAAUUUGUGAUGUCAAUAUUUAUAUAUAUAAUAUUAAUAAUAUUUAUCUACUAAUAAUUACAGCUUAUCUUUGAUAAAUUCUAUCUUCAAAACAACUUUUAGGAAACCUUUGUCUUUAUAAAUCAUUUAUUUAUUACAUUGUAAAUAUUAAGUGAAUAGUGAUAUCAACAUUGUGCCUUAUAUCGACGCAGUUUACGUCACGAAAUCGGAUUUAUAAUUAUUGGUGAUGUACAAUUAUUGCAUUUAGUCAUUUACUCAAUAUAGAAGAGUGAUUUAACGUUAAUGUUUAUCGAGACGCGUGCGCACUUUUGUAUAUUCGUAAUAAAUUUAUUUUAUUAUUAAAAAGUGUGUAUUAUCCUUCAGAUAAUUAAUAUGACAAUAAAUUUGAAAAAAUCAAGUAUCCUAUCAACUUUUCAUCUAGCUAUUAAUGCUGAAGCAAUAUGCUAUAUUUAUUUAUUUUACUUUUUUUUUUAAAGAAAUUUAGUAUACUUUCAUGUAAAAAUAUGAAACAAGAUGACGCCUAUUGAGUCGACAAUGAAUCUUUGAAAUUGGAAAAUUAAAAAAUUUUAAAAAUUUCUUUGUUAAUUUUCACGGCAUCUUGUGCCAUAUUUGAGUUAAAUGCAGAAUUAUAGUACGAAACCACCCAUCGCGAAGCACUGCGAGAGGUUUAAUUGACAUUUUCACAUAAUUAAAAAAAAAAAAAUUAUAAUAAUGAGCAAAUUAUAGUUAAAUAUAAAAUUCUCGAUUAUUUUAUCAAAUAUGUGAAGAUCUCGCGCGGUGUAUUCCCUGCUUUAGGUUAGGAGUCCAGUAACGGUGCUUAUAGAUUCGAAAAUCGCUUUAAAAUAAUUACUGACUCAGUGCAUUAUUUAUCGUAUUAGUGCUAGUUAGUUAACUCCAUACUAACAUUUAAAAUAUUUUUAUAGUGCUACCCUCCUCACAUUUAAAAGGUUAAUUAUCUAUAUAUAUACUGCUUGCGUAUUUGGCCAACAUUGGCUCAAAUUUAGCUUGUAACUUUUUAUAUUUUCGACAAUUUUAGCGAUUCAUAUUUUUCACAUUAGAUUAUUAAGAAAACACAUUGUUAUGAUAAAGCGAAGUGGCCUUUAAUUUCAAACGUUUUUAACACAAAAUCCCGUGGACCGUUGUGACCCUUGCGGUCAUAACUCGGUGUAUUUGACAGCUAGUCACGUCACAUUAAAUUGACAUUUGACAGGUUAAGUUAUGCUGUCUCACUCUGGGCAGCAAGUAUUAUAGUUUAAAUAAAUAGUAUUAUUAUUAUGACGAUUCUUUUUUUCUAAUUUUAAGAUGGCGUAAUUUUAGAUGUUCUAUAUUUAAGAUCAUGACAAGGCAGUGUAUGGUAUUAGUUUGUAUGAAAUGCUUUACCUUCAAGGACUUCGUGUAAAUUAUUUCUUGUAUUUUGUAUGUGAAGCUUCGUUUUAUAUUACUAUUAUGUUUUUUUUUCUUUUGCCUAACCGCGUAUUUAAACGCAGGAAUAAUGAGCUAUUGUGUACUUAUUGUAACUGUUAUUCGCGACAAUACUGUAUAAUGCCGUUUAGUUAAUGUAUUUUGUUCAUAAAUGGCAAUAUGUAAAACGUUUGUGAUAAAAAAAAAAGAAAAAAACAUAAAGUGCCAAAUUACAUUUAUUCAGUGCUCAAAUUGGUAAAAUAUUCAUAUUAAUUUAAAAAUUGAUAGAUUUAAAUAUUGCCAGUUAACAAAAUUAUUUUGAAAUAUAAUCGAAUAAGGCCUGUCGCUUUUAUACUAAAUGAAAAUGACCAUUAUUUUUCGUACAUACAGACGAAAUGUCGUGUAAAUAUAAGCCGUUUUUAAUAAAAUGUGGUCAUUAUUGAAAAUAGUAAAAUAUUAGCGCACAAUAUCGAAAUUAUAUUUGAAAAUUUUAAUGUUUACAUUUAAUAGAUAAAAUGUAUAUGAUUGAUAAAUAAUAAUAAAUUCAAUAUCCCGAUGUUAUGAUAAUUAAUAAAUUAGUUGUUGACAUUUAAAACAUCACAAAUUAUAUAUUACAAUAUUUCUCAACUAAAGAAGCGAUUCUAUACUGGAACUUCUUACUUCUCAAUUUAUUAGAGGUAUAUGUCUCACUAUGUAAUAAAAUCUUUCGAUAAUUUGUUGUUAUUUGACUUGUUUUAAUAAGCUUAACGUUUUUUCGAACUGGUGCUAAAUGAAACGUGCUAAAUAUUUACAUGAGUUUUUAAUCCUGUUUUCAUUGACAGAGUAAUUCUUUUCUAUAACAAUAUUUAAAAAAAAUGUCGCAGAUCAAAGUAUAAUGACAUUUUCAAACAAUAUAAAUAAAACGUUUGAGUUAUAUUCUGUCAAUGAAGUGAAUCAUUACUGUUAUUAAUGCUUCGUAAAGGACAAUACGAUUGUAAUUCAUAAGUAGGUGUUAAGUGCCUUGUUGUGUUAGAUAAAUACUCAGAUCAAAUGUUGCAAUUAUGAAAGUUGAACAGAAAUAAAUGUCUAUUUUACUAUUUUCA
Messenger RNA from Nymphalis io (European peacock), 4934 nucleotides. It is a transcript of the gene coro, whose product is annotated as coronin-6. The record is from RefSeq and is a predicted model, not a curated record. Lineage: Eukaryota; Metazoa; Arthropoda; Insecta; Lepidoptera; Nymphalidae. The transcript is spliced from 13 exons. Gene Ontology annotation, biological process: actin filament organization. The coding region runs from base 71 to 1795 and encodes 574 amino acids. Gene Ontology annotation, molecular function: actin filament binding.